UUAAGUUCGUUGCAUUCCGCCAAAUCUCGAUUUGGGUAAAAUCAGAACAUUGCCGAAACCAAUAUUUUGAUCAUGUGACUUGAACAAAAUGGCGGCCAGUGGGAGUCUUUUUGCUGGAAAACCAAGGUCUGGUUCUGUGAGAGCUUCUGGAAACCAGAUUGACGCAGACGGAAAUGAAGUUGAAUUUGAUGUACGUGAAGAUGAGGAACAGAAUGUCAAGCUUUUACAAACAAUUGAACUUCUCCUUGCAGCAGGCUAUUUCAGGGCAAGAAUUAAGGGAUUAUCUCCCUUUGACAAGGUUGUAGGUGGAAUGACCUGGUGUAUCACAACAUGUAAUGUAGAUAUAGAUGUUGAUCUGCUGUUCCAGGAAAACUCUACCAUUGGUCAGAAAAUUGCUUUGACUGAGAAGAUUGUAGCAGUACUGCCCAGGAUGAAAUGUCCACAUAGAAUAGAGCCUCAUCAAAUCCAGGGUCUUGAUUUUAUACAUAUUUACCCAGUUGUUCAGUGGCUGGUGAAGCGUGCUAUUGAAACAAGAGAGGAGCUGGGAGACUAUAUCAGAAACUUCUCAGUGUCACAAUUCAACAAAAACCAUUCCACUCCAGAGGAUGAAGCUUUUCUAACAGUAAAAGAGAAGGCAACCAGUACUGUUGCAGAAGUGAAGUCAGCAUACAAGCCAGAGAGGAAGUACAAGCGUCAUGACAUAGAUAAACUGCGGGACGAGGAGACGAGGGUCCAGUCUACACUACUAGAGUAUGGUCGUAGAUACGGCUUCAGUAAGACUGACCAGAAAGAACAGGAUGAUGAAAAGGCUGCGAAGAAGAAAGCAGCAGCUGCUGGUGUAGGUGGGGAAGAAGGGGAAAAAACUCUGGAGGAGCUGCAGGCUGAGGAAGAGAAGCGUAUAAACAUGUUAAUGAGUGGUAUGUCUGCUAUGGGAAUGCAGGAGGGUAAGUUGACGGCAAGUACUGUAGGGUCUAUUGUUGGUAUGCAGUCUGCAGAGAUACAACAGAUUGCUUCGGAAUAUGCUGAAAAGCAAGCGGAGAUAGAGCAGAUAGAGAAGAGUGAGAGAGUGGGUGGGGCACAACAACAUAAACGUAUAACUGCAGCCCUCGGCAAACAAAUACAACAAAACACAGACAAGCUACAGCAGGUACAAGAAAAACAUGCUGAGCUUCACAAGGCCUACAUGGAAACCCAGGAAAAACUCAAAGAGGCCCAGGCUCACAGUGGAAAGAUUGAUGAAGAAAUGGAGAAACUGAAUCAAAUGGAAACAGAUGAAAACCAAGGAAUACUCGCCACAUUGAAAUCUUUGGUUGCGAUGAAUGAGAACUUAAAGAAACAAGAGCAAGAGUUUAAAGCUCAUUGUAAGGAAGAAAUGGCGAGAUUAAAGGCCAAUAUAGAUCAGUUGAAAAAAGAAACAGAUGGAGAAAUUUCAGAGGAUAGGGCUAGAGCUGGACUUAUAGAAAAACAAUAUGAUGCAGACAAAGAAAAACUUCAUAAGAUCAGGCUAUUACUGGCAAGAAAGAAUCGUGAGAUAGCUGCGUUACAGAGGAAGAUUGACGAGGUGCCGUCACGAGCCGAGCUAAGUCAGUACCAGAGAAGAUUUGUAGAGCUGUAUAAUCAAGUGGCCUCUACACAUAAGGAAACAAAGCAGUUCUAUACCAUGUACAACACAUUGGAUGAUACUAAACUUUACUUAAACAAAGAGGUCAAUUUGCUGAACUCGAUAUAUGACAACUUUUCUCAAGCUAUGUCAUCACCUGCCAAUAAAGAACAAUUCUUGAAACAAUUUGAACAGAUUGUGGAAGGAGUGAAAAAUAAUAAAGCAAAGGUAGAAAGGAAGAAACAAGAGGAGAAGAUGAAAAGGGAUCAACUUAAUGAUAUUUACCUCGAUCUUAUAGAGAAACAACGUCUCUACUUUAAAACUGUUAAAGAUUUCCAAGAGGAAUGUCGGAAAAAUGAACUGAUUUUAUCUAAGAUGAAGAAAUGAAAGUUAUGAAGAGAAGGGAUAAGAUUUUGUGUAUAAAUGAUACAUGAUAAACUCAGAAAGUGUAUUCCUAGGAUUAUUGUUAUACAACUUAAAAUAAUUAUUCAAUAUUGUCAAUGGAAAUGGAAAAAUCUCUUUGCAGAAUUACAUGAAUGAAAAUGGAUGACUUGAUGAUCUUGAUUUUAAUUCAGAAAAAAUAAAAUACUGUAACUGGCAUUAUAUUAUGUAAGAAACUUGUUAUUCUGAAGUCAGAAUGAUGAUUCUUCUGUGUUAAAUUAUUAUUAUUAUAUAUGUAGUACUAUUAAAUUGAUCAGUGACUGAA
Molecule: messenger RNA, 2306 nt
Organism: Ruditapes philippinarum (Manila clam)
Lineage: Eukaryota; Metazoa; Mollusca; Bivalvia; Venerida; Veneridae
Product: coiled-coil domain-containing protein 93-like
Exons: 21
Coding region: 89-1987 (632 amino acids)
Biological process (GO): Golgi to plasma membrane transport
Source: RefSeq, a predicted model, not a curated record